Molecule: messenger RNA, 3081 nt
Organism: Seminavis robusta
Lineage: Eukaryota; Bacillariophyta; Bacillariophyceae; Naviculales; Naviculaceae
Source: the annotation of a GenBank genome assembly
UGGAGCUGUAAAAGCAAACAUUAUAUUUCGUCAGUGCUCUUUCAAAAGUAUCUUUUGUUUGACACCUUGAAGGCCUUCAACAUUAUUAUAUAUAUAUAUUUAUUUCUUCUUUGGCCAGCCAAGAGAGAGGGUGGUGUCAAUGAGACCUGGGUUUGCUUGACACAAACAAUGACAAAACCCAGCAUCACUAGCCCCAUCAUCAUUGAAGGGAACAGAAACUUGUGAGGCAUCGUUGCUGGACACUCGAGUCGAGUCAAGUCAGCUUGGUUGGUUGGUUCGUGCAUUUACAUCACAAAACAAAACAAAAAAAAGACAGACACCAUGGCCACCACUACUAAUAGAACCAACCAUUACUACUACUAUGCCUGCGAUGCAGCCCAACUCUUGGAGACUUGCAUGGAUCACUUGCAGACAGUCGUGGACCUGGAUCGAAGCACCAGUAAUGAUGGAGGAGGAGGCAGAAGUUCCUUUCAAGAAUUGCAAGAAUCCUUGAUCAAGACAGAACGACUCCUUCGACAUUUUUUUGUCGAGAUUCUUCCACCCAUGGACGACCAAACUGAUGACAAUGGUCUUGCCUCGUUGGCAUCGUGUGUGAUUGCCUUAAAAGCCAUGAUGGAACAAGAGAGAGAGAAGAAGAAACAAAGUACUGCCAAUGGCCACCAUCCCACGAGAAAUCUGUCGGGUCCUCGACACUCUCGCAACAGUGCCACAGAUACAUUGCUGUUUCGACUCAUUGUGGCCUUGCAACUGUGUCUGGUUCGCAUUGAUGAUGCGCAUUUGGUAGUGGCGGGCAUUCGAAGACCCAAAACCAGCAAAAAUGAUCCAAUAGUAGUGGCACGACGCCGUACACGUCGGAGAUGGCUCGUGCGAAUUGGAUUUUGUGCCACUGUAUUGGGUGUCACGGUCUAUCUCUUGCCCACUCGAAAGGAUGACAAAUAUCCAUCAAGACAACAAUCAUCACUAUCAUUAUCAUCGUGGAAUAAUAAUCGAGAAACAUGGCAAACACUGGCCAAAGCUGGAACGUGUACCUUUUUGUGUUUCCAACUAGCGCAGCAGUGGAAAGUCGCAUGGAUGACGAGCAAAUUGGGAAAGACACAAAAGGAAAUACAAGAAUGGCACCAGCAAUGGCGUCUGGUCGAAGGAAGCUAUGGAAGUCAGCAACAGCUUCACACACUCUACAAUGGAAAUGGAAAUCAUCAAAACAGCAAUAGCCACAAAAAGAAGGCCCCCAUUACCGAUGCCACAAAGGCACGUCGAUUGAUUGAAUACGCCCAACAACACAAUAAUACGACACCACCAUCCAGAACGUUCUGGGACGAAGGUGAAUUACGAUUCCUCAUUGUCCGCAAGGCCAUGGAAACUUACUAUUCCUGGACAUCCGCCGACGAAGACGAGCCAUCCCACGACUUGUCAUCGACAGCUCGUGCCAUGAUUUUGUCCAACUCGUGGGGACUCGUAUCACGACCGGGUAUUAAAGACUUUUCACUCCGUGCCUCGCGCUUUCUCAAGGGUGCCAGUGUCGCCGAUCGCAUUGAAAUUGCCGGCAUUCCCUGCUUUGUCAUUUCCAAAUAUCCCUGUCCCGAACUGGCCACGGCCAUUCAACAGUAUUCUUCGACUCGGCUGCCACGACGACGCAUGUCGGCACGUCAGCUAUCCACCAUUGAAGAAGAUGCCAAACACGAAGAAGACCACACACUACGGAAUCACCAAAAGCUAUUUGCCGCAGCCAGUGACUGUUGUCGACAACAAGAUAUCAUUCUGCAUUGUACGGCGGGUGGGUACUUUGCACACAUGAUUGCCUUUGAUUUGGUGUACCUGCUCGAUUGGAGUGCAUCCACGGGAGCCGUCGUGGUAUGUCCCGAGUUUAGUCUCUUGCCGUCGCAUCCCUUUCCCGUGGCACUGCAAGAAGUCACCAAGGUUUACUCCACGUUGGUAAGUGGUCAAGCCACGUCGGCACUGGGAUUUGAAGUUCGACGGAUUGCUGUCACGGGAGAGUCGACGGGAGCCAACCUUGCCACGGCACUCUGUGUCAAUCUCUGUUUGGGAGGCAAUAACAAUACCAUGAAUCCAGACACGUUUUUUGAAAACACCAAUCUACGACAGCAUCCUUCUGCCGCCGCCAACAAGUCCAAUGGACACGGAGGACUCGUGGAGGACCGAGAAUCAGCAGCAACGACCAAUGAUGACACCACCAGUAUUCGAUUGCCAGACGCAUUGAUGCUGUCCUGUGCCGUUCUCAACAUGUCACUGGAACUUAGUCACUCGCGUGUCAUGGGGACCGAAGAUCCCGUGCUGCCCAGUGGCGUCCUGUCGGCCAUUUCAGAUGCGUACUUGCCACCUUAUCUCGGUAUUCGAAAGACGCACAUUCUGGCAUCACCACUCUUUGCACCCAACAGCAUUCUGGCACGUUUCCCACCCACGUUGCUGUUUGCCUCUUCGAACGAUCCCCUCUUGGACGACUCGGUCGAAUUCAACCAACGACUGCGAAGUCUCAAUGUGCAAUCCGAAAUCCGGGCGGUGCAAAACAUGCCCCAUGCGUAUUGGGGUCUAGGAAUGGCCGGAUUUCCGGAAGCCAAGAAGGUACACAAGGAGGCUCAAGAAUGGCUGGCCACCAAGCUGACACGUGCAUGAUGUAGCUAUUAGCUCAUAUGCAAAAAUCGAUCUUGUUCUGUGCAAGCUUUUUAUAGAGAGAAUUGUUACCAAUAUAUUCUCAUCGUCUAUUCAUUCUGAUUGCAUCAUCUUAUCGAGUCAAUCUUUAGAACCAUUAGGCGGUGUCAUUGUGGCAGAGGCCUUUCUACCAAUGCGGCUGUGCUCGUCAACUGUAGCUCAGAGGAUAGUCUAGUUUUACAAAGGCCAGCACUCAAAACUGGUAAGGCGCUUGCUGGCGAAUGCACGCCAUGUGGUUGGCAGGAAACUAUGAAGCAAGAAUGCUCCGACUUGCAUGUUCUUGCCACGGUCUUUUGCAAACACUUCCUUGGCUGACAGCAUUGUCACACAUUUUUGUAUGUACCGGUGCGUAUCCUUGGGCAAAGGAACAAGAUUCAUUCGAGUCACAGCACCGUGCCCAAGUCCAGCAGCCAU